AUGAGGCUCAGGAGGCUGGCUUUGGCCAUGACUUCCGCUCAGCGAAAGGUGGCCCUUUCCGAUCUUUCCACGGAGCUGAAAGCAAUGCUCCUGGAUUUCAUGACGACCUACGGGAAGACAGGAGUUCCGACAGAAGCCACGACACCGGAAGGAUCUGAAGGUGCCAAAGAUGCUAAAGUCUUCGAGGAGUUGGAUCCAACGCUGCAGUGUCCAGCCUCCAGCUCUGACGAGACGAGCGAAGAUUCCAAGGAAGAGCCUGCUGUGGAUCACUUGGAGCAUCUUUCGGAUGUGAGCACUGUCUGGGUAGCACCAAAAACGCAAGGAGAAGCUCCUGACCUCAGCCUGGACGCCCAUCUCUCAGACUCUUCGUCCUCUGCGCCCUUGGCGUUAGAGGAUGCGGAUGGACACGCGGGACAUGCGACGCCCAAAAAGAAGCGAGCUUACGGCUGCACUGGGAUGAGAGGUGUGAGCCGCCGUAUCGAUUCCAAAACCAGCAGGGUGUCGUAUCAAGCCUCUGUGUCCUUUGAGAAUGUGAUCUUUCGAUCCAAGUACCGCCAUGACAUUCAGGGUGCACUCGACCAUCAUAUCGUGUUGAUGCAGAUCCGCAACGAAGUGGAACAAGCCAUGCUGGAUGCCCCCCAGCGGAGUUUCGAUGAGAUCUGCCUCAGUGCCUGUGAUGCGAGAGCCUCUGAGCUCAAGGAGAUGAAUGCCGCAUACUGCGUGGAUAUGCGAGCAUUUAGUAUCAAGGUGGGAUCACCUAGCAGUAGCUGCCUGCGGGAAGUCUUGCAAGAUCGACAGCGAAUGUUGCAGGCAAGAGAUGCUGGAGAGCAGGCUUUCUGUGAAGAGUUGGUGUCUGUGAUGACGGCUGAGCGUGAGAACGUCUACAAAAGCCGGCCCGCUGUCUCUCUGGAAAGGGCCCAAGAGGUAGCGCAGAAGUUUAUGGAGGAUGUGCGCAGCAAGCGCAAUCUGCGGGAGAAGAGGUUGGAAAUGAUUCAGAAGCAAAAGGAAGACAAGGAGACCAGGGCCCAAGAACGGCGUCAGCGACGUUUGGAGAGGAAGACCAUGACUUUGCAACAGCGCUGGUUGUGCGCCACAGCCCUGGCUGAGCGACGCUUGACCGCCAUGACCAAGCGGCGGUUGAAGCAGGAGAAACGCGAAGUGAGAGCCAUGCGGCUGGAGGACACCCUGGCUUUGCGCCUGCGCGAGCAUGAACGCAAAGCGAGAUGUCGAGAGGAAGAUCAAAGAAGGCAGAAGUUGAGGAAACAACUGCGAAGUCCCGCCAGUUUAAAAGAUCUGACUUUUGCACAGCAACAAGAACUGGGAGCCAUGGUGGACCCUGGCGCCUUCCGUCUUGCCUAUGACACCGAGAACAUCUGCAACUACCUGGAGGAAUGGUGGCGUGCGGAGGGCCCCAGGAUGCAGGCCACGCCCAAGGCGGCUGUUGACAUGAUCGCGGGGAUGGAGAAGCAGGAACGAAUUCUGGUGAUCGACUUUGGCUCUCAGGUGAGCCAUCUCAUUUGUCGUCGCGUGCGAGAGGCAGGCGUCUACUGCGAACUGAGGUCUUGCCUGCUGAAGCUGGACGAUGUGACCGGCUUUCACCCCAAUGGCAUCAUUCUUAGUGGUGGCCCCCACUCGGUCUAUGACAAGGACGCUCCCCAUCUCAGCCAGGAGAUCUGGAACUACAUCGAUGAGAAGAAACUGCCAGUCUUUGGCAUUUGCUACGGCCUUCAGGAGAUGUGCCACACACUCGGUGGCAAGGUGGAGCCAGGUGUCAAGCGCGAGUUUGGCCAUGCCGACUUGCUCAUCAGGGAAGAUGUGGCACAUCUGAGUGCUGACGGAUCCAAGAGGAUCAAGGGCCGCAGUCCCAUCUUUGAGGGCAUCAGCACAGAGAAAGUCCCGGUCUGGAUGAGCCACGGCGACAAGGUCACACAGCUGCCUCCUGGUUUCACUUCAAUUGCUUACACCUCCAACACCGAAUUUGCCGCCGUGGAAGAUCAGGCACGUCACAUCUAUGGUGUGCAGUUUCAUCCAGAGGUGACCCACACGCCCAGUGGAGCCACCAUGAUCAAGAACUUCGUGCUGAAGGUGGUAGGCUGCAAGGGUGAGUGGAACAUGCAUGACUUCUGCCAGAAGCAAAUUGAUAUCAUCAUGAACAAAUUGGAGGACGAAAGCGGAGACGAGUUCGGUGCCGAUUUUUUGUUUUGGCAACGGGUGGUUGACGUGGGAGUGGACAAAUAUGUGGUGGGUGCCGUGAGCGGAGGUGUUGACUCCAGCGUCGCUGCCGCAUUGGUGCACAAAGCGAUUGGAGAUCGCUUUCGACCCUUUAUGGUGGACACUGGACUGCUUCGCAAAGAUGAGGCCAAGAUUGUGAAGGAGCGCUUGGAGAAACACAUCCCUGGUAUGAAGCUCAAGGUUCUGGAUGCCAGCGGCGAUUUCUACAAGGAGUUGGUCCGAGGGCCCGGCCUGGAGGGUCUCCACGGUCUCCACGCUGGCGUGGAAGAGCCCGAGAAGAAACGAAAGAUCAUCGGAAGGUUGUUCGUGGAGGCCUUUGAAAAGGCCGUCUCUGAAAUGGGCUUGCCGCACGAGAGGUGCUUGUUACUGCAGGGAACGCUGUACCCAGAUGUCAUCGAGUCCACCUCCUAUAAAGGACCAUCCAGCGUCAUCAAGACUCACCACAACGUUGGUGGCCUCCCUGACAGAAUGAAGAUGGAGGUUAUUGAGCCCCUGAGACUACUCUUCAAGGACGAGGUCCGAGCAUUGGGAAAUGAGCUUGGACUUCCAGUGACAUCCGUUAUGAGGCAUCCCUUCCCUGGACCUGGUCUCGGUAUCCGCAUCAUCGGCGAGGUGGACAGCCAUCCCUGUUCGGAGGUCACUAAGGAGAGCGCGGACACCUUGUCCUUGGCCGAUGACAUCUAUAUCGAGGAGCUCCGAAAGAAUGGUCAUUAUGACAAGAUCGGUCAGGCCUUUGCAGUUCUGCUCCCAACGGUGCGUUCCGUGGGUGUGAUGGGUGACCACAGGACAUACGAGAACGUCUGCGUACUGAGAGCAGUGACCACCACGGAUUUCAUGACCGCGGAUUGGUACGACAUGCCACAUGAUGUGCUGGCGCGCAUCUCAAAUCGUAUCAUCAACGAGGUCAAAGGCAUCAAUCGCGUCUGCUAUGACGUGUCCUCCAAGCCUCCCGCAACCAUCGAGUGGGAGUGA
Messenger RNA from Cladocopium goreaui, 3204 nucleotides. NCBI's taxonomy places the organism in Eukaryota, Dinophyceae, Suessiales, Symbiodiniaceae. The record is from the annotation of a GenBank genome assembly.